Messenger RNA from Lodderomyces elongisporus, 1140 nucleotides. RefSeq names its product bifunctional alcohol dehydrogenase/S-(hydroxymethyl)glutathione dehydrogenase (gene FDH3). Gene Ontology annotation, biological process: formaldehyde catabolic process. Gene Ontology annotation, molecular function: zinc ion binding; S-(hydroxymethyl)glutathione dehydrogenase [NAD(P)+] activity. The record is from RefSeq and is a predicted model, not a curated record. The coding region runs from base 1 to 1140 and encodes 379 amino acids. The transcript has 2 exons. Lineage: Eukaryota; Fungi; Ascomycota; Pichiomycetes; Serinales; Debaryomycetaceae. Gene Ontology annotation, cellular component: cytosol.
AUGUCAGAAACCGCAGGAAAAACAAUUACAUGUAAAGCCGCCGUUGCUUGGGAGGCCAAGAAGCCAUUGAGCAUAGAGACUAUUGAAGUUGCACCACCCAAGGCUCACGAAGUGCGUAUCAAGAUUUACGACACUGGUGUUUGUCACACUGACGCAUACACCUUGAGUGGAUCUGACCCAGAAGGUGCAUUCCCAGUCAUCUUGGGACACGAAGGUGCAGGUGUUGUUGAAUCUGUUGGUGAAGGUGUCACCAACGUUAAGCCAGGUGACCAUGUUAUUGCCUUGUACACACCAGAGUGUGGGGAGUGUAAGUUCUGUAAGAGUGGCAAGACCAACUUGUGUGGUAAAAUCAGAGCUACCCAGGGUAAAGGUGUUAUGCCUGAUGGCACAUCCAGAUUCACCUGUAAAGGUAAAGAAUUAUUACAUUUCAUGGGUGUCUCAACCUUCUCGCAAUACACUGUUGUGGCUGACAUUUCAGUUGUUGCUAUUGACCCUAAGGCACCAUUUGACAAGGCUUGUUUGUUAGGUUGUGGUAUCACUACAGGUUAUGGUGCUGCCACCAUCACUGCCAAUGUCCAAAAAGGUGACAAUGUCGCAGUCUUUGGUGCAGGAUGUGUUGGUUUGUCCGUUGUUCAAGGUUGUAAGGAAAGACAAGCAAAUCAAAUCAUUGUUGUGGAUAUCAGCAACAAGAAGAAGGAGUGGGCUGAAAAGUUUGGAGCCACUGCUUUUGUCAACCCAACAGAAUUACCAGAAGGCACCUCGAUUGUGGAUAAGUUGAUUGAAAUGACCGAUGGUGGAUGUGACUACACUUUUGACUGUACCGGUAACGUUGAUGUUAUGAGAAACGCGUUGGAAGCAUGUCACAAAGGUUGGGGUACAUCCAUCAUCAUUGGUGUUGCUGCUGCUGGCAAAGAAAUUUCCACCAGACCAUUCCAAUUGGUCACUGGUAGAGUAUGGAAAGGUGCUGCAUUCGGUGGUGUUAAAGGUAGAUCACAAUUGCCAGGAAUCGUUGACGAUUACAUGCAAGGUAAAUUGAAGGUUGAGGAAUUCAUUACUCACAACCACGAUUUGGAAGGAAUAAACACUGCUUUUGAUGACAUGCACAAGGGUGACUGUAUCAGAGCAGUUGUUAAAAUGUGA